GUGGCGUGCGUCCAGCAUCCCCUGAACUGGGAGUCCGCCGCUUGCGAGGUGGAUUCCCUCGCGGCAUGCACUCGCUGCCUCCCCGUCGACUCCUUUCGCUUUCUCGUGUCUUUGCCCCCCCCCCCCCCUCUCCCAGCCAUGCCCUCCUCCUCGCGGCCCCUCUCCUCGGGACAGAUCCGCAGCCUGGCGCUGCUGUCCUUCGACCACCUACUCAACCACCUGGGCGUGGCGGCACGCUCGCAAGCCCGGCGCGUGCUGCCCGAGCUGGAGGAUGUCUCUUGCGCUGCCUUCCUGACUUGGGAGAAGUGCACGCCCGAGGGCGCCGUCGCUUCGCCGGCUCCGGGGGAGCUGCCUAAGCCCGUCGCUCGCCAUGGAGGCUGGGCGCGGGCCGCUUUGCGCGGUUGCACCGGGACCUUCCAGCCGAACCCCGUGGGUCCGCUCAUCCGCCAGCUGGCCAUUGGCUCCGCCGUGCGUGACACGCGCUUCCCGCCGGUCACCUUGGCUGAGGUGCCGCUCCUCCGGGCCACGGUGUCCAUCCUGCACAGCUUCGAGCCUAUCACCGACAAAAACGACUGGCAAAUCGGCACCCACGGUAUUGAGAUUGAGUUCCUCCGGCAUGGGCGCCGCGUGGCCGGGGCAACCUUCUUGCCGAGUGUGAUGGUGGACCAUGGCUUCUCCCAUGAUGACACCUUCGACUAUCUGGUGGAUAAGGCCGGGCUUCGGCUGGCCGACUUCCUCGAAGCAUAUGAGCACCCAUCGGCCGCCCUGUCGGUGGUGAUCACCCGCUACCAAACGGCCACUUCGUCAGCCGACUACGCCGAAUGGCUGGAGCAGUGCUGAGCUGCCCGUCAUCUGAGCGGCCGUACGUGCGGCGGGGAGAAGGGCCAUCAAACAAGCAAGCAAACAAAUAUCACUACCAUUGCGUGCUAUAUUGGUGCCAUGGCGGCGGCGGCGGCGGCGGCGACGACGACGACGACGAUAACGAUGACGAUGACGACGGCGCUGCUCGAGGUGCCGCGUCGAGGGCUCAGAGAAGGAGACACAGGGGAGGCACCAUACAGAGAGAUUGCCCGCAGGUUGGGACUGGUGCGGAGCAUGGCGAAGGGAUGGGCGCACACUCCCCUGCCUGUGGCCGCGCCUCGAGCGCCGGCAAAUCACGCGAAGCACGCCAUCAAGCAUCGCUCCCCGGGGCGAGCGUGUGUGUGUGUGUGUGUGUGU
Molecule: messenger RNA, 1218 nt
Organism: Fonticula alba
Lineage: Eukaryota; Rotosphaerida; Fonticulaceae
Exons: 4
Coding region: 139-840 (233 amino acids)
Source: RefSeq, a predicted model, not a curated record